Paramuricea clavata is the source of this 1107-nucleotide messenger RNA. The record is from the annotation of a GenBank genome assembly. Lineage: Eukaryota; Metazoa; Cnidaria; Anthozoa; Malacalcyonacea; Plexauridae.
AUGGUUGUGUUUGUACAACCGCUGUUAAAAGUUCACGGGCCUUUGAUCAAAUCAAAGGUGUACAAUCGUCAAAUCAAAGGUGUACACUCAUCAAAUCAAAGGUGUACAAUCGUCAAAUCAAAGGUGUACAAUCGUCAAAUCAAAGGUGUACAAUCAUCAAAUCAAAGGUGUACAAUCAUCAAAUCAAAGGUGUACAAUCGUCAAAUCAAAGGUGUACAAGAUCAAAUCAAAGGUGUACACUCAUCAAAUCAAAGGUGUACAAUCAUCAAAUCAAAGGUGUACACUCAUCAAAUCAAAGGUGUACAAUCAUCAAAUCAAAGGUGUACAAUCAUCAAAUCAAAGGUGUACAAUCAUCAAAUCAAAGGUGUACAAUCGUCAAAUCAAAGGUGUACAAUCAUCAAAUCAAAGGUGUACAAUCGUCAAAUCAAAGGUGUACAAUCAUCAAAUCAAAGGUGUACAAUCGUCAAAUCAAAGGUGUACGAUCGUCAAAUCAAAGGUGUACGAUCAUCAAAUCAAAGGUGUACGAUCGUCAAAUCAAAGGUGUACGAUCGUCAAAUCAAAGGUGUACGAUCAUCAAAUCAAAGGUGUGCGAUCGUCAAAUCAAAGGUGUACAAUCAUCAAAUCAAAGGUGUACAAUCAUCAAAUCAAAGGUGUGCGAUCAUCAAAUCAAAGGUGUGCGAUCGUCAAAUCAAAGGUGUACAAUCAUCAAAUCAAAGGUGUACGAUCAUCAAAUCAAAGGUGUGCGAUCGUCAAAUCAAAGGUGUACAAUCAUCAAAUCAAAGGUGUACAAUCAUCAAAUCAAAGGUGUACAAUCAUCAAAUCAAAGGUGUGCGAUCGUCAAAUCAAAGGUGUACGAUCAUCAAAUCAAAGGUGUACAAUCAUCAAAUCAAAGGUGUACAAUCAUCAAAUCAAAGGUGUGCGAUCGUCAAAUCAAAGGUGUACAAUCAUCAAAUCAAAGGUGUACAAUCAUCAAAUCAAAGGUGUGCGAUCGUCAAAUCAAAGGUGUACAAUCGUCAAAUCAAAGGUGUACGAUCAUCAAAUCAAAGGUGUACGAUCGUCAAAUCAAAGGUGUACGAUCAUCAAAUCAAAGGAUCAUUAUCAUAUUAA